GAUAAUUAUAGUGGCUGAGAUUUCUCCAUUUCCAUAGCUUCGGGUCUCUUUUUCUUGUUUCAUUGAUCAAAAGCAAAUCACUUCUUCUCCUUCUCGAUUUCUUACUGUUUUCUUCUCCGACGAAAUCUGAAUUUAAAAAUGGGAUCUUUAUCGAAUCCAAGCUGAUUUUUGUUUCUUUCAUUGAAUUAUCAUCUCUCUAAACUAAAGUGGAAUUUUGUAAAGAAGAAGAUCUGAAGUUGUGUGUAUAGCUUUUGAGGAGCUUAGUGAUGGAGACAAAUUCGUCUGGAGAAGAUCUGGUUAUUAAGACUCGGAAGCCAUAUACGAUAACGAAGCAACGUGAAAGGUGGACUGAGGAAGAACAUAAUAGAUUCAUUGAAGCUUUGAGGCUUUAUGGUAGAGCAUGGCAGAAGAUUGAAGAACAUGUAGCAACAAAAACUGCUGUUCAGAUAAGAAGUCACGCUCAGAAAUUUUUCUCCAAGGUAGAGAAAGAGGCUGAAUCUAAAGGUGUAGCUAUGGGUCAAGCGCUAGACAUAGCUAUUCCUCCUCCACGGCCUAAGCGUAAACCAAGCAAUCCUUAUCCUAGAAAGACGGGAAGUGGAAGUAUCCCGAUGUUAAAAGCGGGUGUGAAUGAUGGAAAAGAGUCCCUUGGAUCAGAAAAAGUGUCGCAUCCUGAGAUGGCUAAUGAAGAUCGACAACAAUCAAAGCCUGAAGAGAAUAAUAAUCUGCAGGAAGACAACUGUUCAGAUUGUUUCACUCAUCAGUACCUCUCUGCUGCAUCCUCCAUGAAUAAAAGUUCUAUAGAGACAUCAAACGCAAGCACUUUCCGGGAGUUCUUGCCUUCACGGGAAGAGGGAAGUCAGAAUAACAGGGUAAGAAAGGAGUCAAACUCAGAGAAUUACUGUGAUUUGAAUGCAAAAUCUCUGGAAACCGAUAAUGAGCAAGGACCUCAGACUUAUCCGAUGCGUAUCCCUGUGCUAAUGCCAUUGGGGAGCUCAAUAACAAGUUCUCUAUCACAUCCUCCUUCAGAGCCAGAUAGUCAUCCCCACAUUGUUGCAGGAGAUUAUCAGUCGCUUCCUAAUCAUAUAAUGUCAACCCUUUUACAAACACCGGCUCUCUAUACUGCCGCAACUUUCGCCUCAUCAUUUUGGCCUCCCGAUUCUAGUGGUAGCUCACCAGUUCAAGGGAACUCACCUCCGAAUCUGGCUGCCAUGGCUGCAGCCACUGUUGCAGCUGCAAGUGCUUGGUGGGCUGCCAAUGGAUUGUUACCUUUAUGUGCUCCUCUUAGUUCAGGUGGUUUCACUAGUCAUCCUCCAUCUACUUUUGGACCAUCCGGUGAUGUAGAGUACACAAAAACAAGCACUUUACAGCAUGUUUCUGCGCAGAGCCGAGAGCAAGAACACUCUGAGGCAUCAAAGGGUCGAUCUUCAUUGGUCUCAGAGGAGAUUGAAAAGAAGAGUAAACCAGAUUGUCAUGAGCAUCCUUCUGUAACACCUGAGAGUGAUGCAAAGGGUUCAGAUGGAGCAGGAGACAGAAAACAAGUUGACCGGUCUUCGUGUGGCUCAAACACUCCCUCGAGUAGUGAUGAUGUUGAGGCGGAUGCAUCAGAGAGGCAAGAGGAUGGCACCAAGGGUGAGGUGAAAGAAAUGAAUGAAGACACUAAUAAUCCUCAAACUUCAGAGUCCAAUGCACGCCGCAGUAGAAUCAGCUCCAAUAUAACCGAUCCUUGGAAGUCUGUGUCUGACGAGGGUCGAAUUGCCUUCCAAGCUCUCUUCUCCAGAGAGGUAUUACCGCAAAGCUUUACAUAUCGAGAAGAACACAGAGAGGAGGAACAGCAACAACAAGAAAGAUAUCCAAUGGCACUUGAUCUUAACUUCACAGCUCAGUUAACUCCAGUUGAUGAGCAAGAGGAGAAGAGAAACACAGGAUUUCUCGGAAUCGGAUUGGAUGCUUCAAAGCUGAUAAGUAGAGGAAGAACAGGUUUCAAACCAUACAAAAGAUGUUCCAUGGAAGCCAAAGAAAGUAGAAUCCUCAACACCAAUCCUAUCAUUCAUGUGGAACAGAAAGACCCCAAACGGAUGCGGUUGGAAACUCAAGCUUCGACAUGAAACUCUAUUUUCAUCUCUUCUGUUUGUACUCUGUUUUUAAAUUUUCAAGAUCACUGGUACAUUUUCUUUGUCUUUUGAGGCCUUUGUAUUUGUUUCCUUGUCCAUAGUCUUCCUGUAACAUUUGACUCUGUAUUAUCAACAAAGCAUAAACUGUUUAAUCUUUAUGUCCAA
This is a messenger RNA of Arabidopsis lyrata subsp. lyrata, 2276 nucleotides long. RefSeq names its product protein CCA1. Lineage: Eukaryota; Viridiplantae; Streptophyta; Magnoliopsida; Brassicales; Brassicaceae. The transcript has 8 exons. The record is from RefSeq and is a predicted model, not a curated record. Gene Ontology annotation, molecular function: DNA binding. The coding region runs from base 267 to 2105 and encodes 612 amino acids.